GCGCGUGCGAUCUAUCUACGUUCCCUGCGUGAGCACAGCGGACGGAAUCAGGCACGCGCACACGCUCACGAGGAGGAGAGAACCGUUGAGCCAGGUAUAAGUUAGCGCACGCCAGUCUGCCGCUCUGUGACGUGACAUUUCUCGUGGAGUCCGGACGUGAUCUUCUUCUUGUUCCCAGCACUCAGCAAGCACAACCAUGGCCACCGAGCUUUCUAGAGACGAGAUCGAAGAGAUCCGUGACGUGUUCGAGCUGUACGAUUUCUGGGAUGGCCGUGACGGUGAGGUGGACGCCUUCAAGACCGGACACAUGCUGUACUGCCUGGGCAUGAACCCCACACAGGAGAUCAUCCGCAAAAACGGCGGCACUGAGAAGAUGGGCGAGAAGGCCUACAAGCUUGAGGAGUUCCUCCCCAUCUACUCCGCUGUGUCCAAGGAAAAGGAUACCGGAACCUUCAACGACUUCAACGAGGCUUUCAAGACUUUCGACAGGGAGGGACAGGGAUUCAUCUCUGCUGCCGAGAUGAGACACGUCUUGACAUGCCUGGGUGAGAAGCUGAAGGACGAGGAAGUCGAUGACAUCAUCAAGGCCACAGACACCAGGGAGGAUCUUGAGGGAAACAUCAAAUUCUCAGAUUUCAUCGCCAAGGUGCUCAAAGGACCAUACGAGUAAACUUUGGGAAAUCCUUUUCCCGUCAGCCAGUCAGAAUCUACCACGUCAGAGCACUCCACUUCCUUGUUUGUUACGUCAUCACUUCAUGCUGACCCCUGCCACCUCAACCAAUCAACGUGGAAUGCCAAAUUAGUCUUUAUUUUAAAGUUCCCGAAUCUUUUUUCAGUUAUACACGUCUGUCACUGAAUGAGAAGGUGUAUGGAGUUAGGGUUAUUGUUAGUCAAUCGAAAAAGCAUUAUUUUCUCCACAAAUUAAUUUCUUCCCUUUGCUUUUUCCUUCAGUGUCUUAAGAAGUCAGCAUGUUGGGUGAGGUUUUAUGCGUGAGCGUCAGAGCGAUUCUUCCAAUGUCUGUUUGCUGUUUUUUUUAUUAUUUUUUUUUAAAGUAAAGAAUGUUGAUUGGAUCACAAGUGUUUGUGAUAUUUGUUUGUCUUGUUUACAAUUUUCGUUCCCCAUCGUUGGCGUUUGUAAAUACUGAAUUUCAAGAUUAAAGAAAAAGACUUGGUCUGGAAGAUUUAGUUGUUUUGAACGCUGGCUAUCGUGUGUAAGAAAUAAGAUGCCAUCUUACACUCCCUUGAAGCAUCAUAGGGUUCGAAUCAGUAAUUUUGAUUUGAAGAAAAAAACAGAGAGAUUUGAUUCAGCGUCAUCCCCUCAUAUUCAAGAUCCACCGAUUCUUAAUAUUUUUUUUCUAGAGCUUUCCACAAGUUGUCAAUACGACACACGCGGUAUAAAUAAAUAUAGACAAGCAAAUUACGCAUGGCUGCAAAGAUCUGCUUUCCCCAAGUAUACUCUACCUACAAUAUAUUGAGUAGAUUCCAUCAGUGCAAAAGUCUGAGAUCACCUUACGUGGCUUUGAGGAUUACGCUAUUUAUAGAAACUCACAAGAACAUCAGCCAAGAAUGUGACGUAAUAAAGUAAGAGCACAUAACUCUAAGAUCAUCUGCUAAGUGAGCUGGGACAGUUUGUAAAAUGGCGACCACCUGCCAGAGUUAUCCUCUCUUGUCACCCUGUGACCUUUGACUCUUGACACUCUCAUUAACUUUUGUAGCCGUGUGUGCUUGGAUUGACGAAUAAAAUACCUGUGGAAAAAAGCUCAAAA
This is a messenger RNA of Aplysia californica (California sea hare), 1765 nucleotides long. Its product is annotated as myosin essential light chain, striated adductor muscle. Lineage: Eukaryota; Metazoa; Mollusca; Gastropoda; Aplysiida; Aplysiidae. Gene Ontology annotation, molecular function: calcium ion binding. The coding region runs from base 197 to 670 and encodes 157 amino acids. The transcript is spliced from 6 exons. The record is from RefSeq and is a predicted model, not a curated record. Gene Ontology annotation, cellular component: muscle myosin complex.